Messenger RNA from Botrytis byssoidea, 513 nucleotides. RefSeq lists its product as uncharacterized. Lineage: Eukaryota; Fungi; Ascomycota; Leotiomycetes; Helotiales; Sclerotiniaceae. The coding region runs from base 1 to 513 and encodes 170 amino acids. The transcript has 2 exons. The record is from RefSeq and is a predicted model, not a curated record.
AUGGCAAAUAUUCAACCCCCCCCGGCACCCAUCGAGCCCACCCCAACUUGUGUGCGCUGCGUGUCGAAAGUGGCCCUCGAUCCUACCUCGCGCUGCAUCCUUCACCAGGCAAGCCGGCGUGCUAUUGCCAUGAAGGCCGAUGCGAAGUGCACAUACUGCCGGGACCAACGGGGAAGAUGCUUGAAGUGCCCUUCAGCACUCAAGCCGGAGAUUUUGGAGCUCCAACAACGAGCCCAGGACUACAAUACCUGGGUCGAUGGACAAAACCUACUUCCGCCUGCUCUUCGUAGCACCUGGGUCUUACCAAAGAAGACCGUCCCGGCUGUGUGCCCCAGGAAUGCACCGGAUGUUUACAAAGAGCUACAUAGAGCUCAAAAAGUGGUUACGAAUGGGAUUCGCAGAGCCCAGAAGGGUGUCUCUGGGUGGAAAACCAUGAGGGAUGUCAUGAAGAACAUCACCAUAGGACUGGAUCCUGUGGUUAGGAAUGGUGACAACCGUGGCUACUGGUGGUAA